Molecule: messenger RNA, 3284 nt
Organism: Candoia aspera
Lineage: Eukaryota; Metazoa; Chordata; Lepidosauria; Squamata; Candoiidae
Gene: SLCO5A1
Product: solute carrier organic anion transporter family member 5A1
Exons: 9
Coding region: 430-3042 (870 amino acids)
Biological process (GO): sodium-independent organic anion transport; transmembrane transport
Cellular component (GO): plasma membrane
Molecular function (GO): protein binding
Source: RefSeq, a predicted model, not a curated record
UUGAUAGGCUUGUCAUCUGAAGACUUUAACCUGGAAACAGGAAUAGGACAUCUUCAGACUCUAUAGUCUUAUUGCCAAUGAUGCAGGCAGUCAAGGACCCUCAUCUAGAAUGGCAGGGUGUCACUAGCAGCCAUGUGGGAAUGAGUCUGCUGAGGGGGAGUGGCCCAGUUUACUUUGUUUAAAGGUCAGCUGCUGGCAGAGGAGAGCAGUGCUAAGAAGGAUGGAACUACAAUAAAAUCUGCUGGACAUGUACUCUCAUGUGUUCAUGUAACAGCGUUGAAUUGUAGGCUCUCUUUUUCCUGAGUGGCUUGGAAAGAUCGGGAAAGCCAUAGGGGAUGAUUGCUCUUGGGCUGAAAAAAACAAAUUUGAGCAAGGCCAUGCAUAUAAUAGGGAAUUAGUAAUUCAGCCUAAACCAAGCUUGCUCUCAGCAUGCUUUUAUCAGGAAUAAUAAAGCACCAGCAUCCAAACUCUCUUGCGGAGCAGCAACCAGAAAAGCAAGAAGAGAAUUCUCGGUCCAAAAGCUUGCCAGUUCUGAAUGGGUCUGUUCCACGGAUUAAUACCACACAAAGUGCUCUCGUGGCAGCCAAAAAGGACUUCUUACAGAGUUUGCAGGGGGACUCUGAUCAGAGGUGUGGCCUUGACCCUGAUACAUCAGCACAUUACAGUAAUGCUGCUGCUACUUCUUCCAGGACAAUGUUAUAUUUUACAGCUUCCAGCUUUUCAAGAAUUGGGAAUUUCACUGAAAGAGUGGAUUGCGACACCUCUGCUAGAUUAAGUAAUGACAUGUCAUCAGCUUCCACACUGCUAGUAAUCCCUGGUAAAAAAUAUCUUGAUAUAGCGUUGACAGAUUCUCGGUUCUUUUUGAUAUGUAUGUGCUUCUUGACUUUCAUUCAGUCACUAAUGGUCUCUGGUUACCUGAGCAGUGUUAUCACUACUAUUGAGAGGAGAUAUAGCCUGAAAAGCUCUGAAUCUGGGCUGUUGGUCAGCUGUUUCGAUAUUGGCAGCCUGUUAGUAGUGGUCUUCAUCAGUUACUUUGGUGGGCAAGGGCGAAGGCCUCUGUGGCUUGCUGUUGGGGGUUUUUUUAUUGCCCUUGGGGCUGCCAUAUUUUCUUUACCUCAUUUCAUCUCUGCACCAUAUCAAAUCCAGGAAUUAAACUCCUCUGUUUCUAAUGAUGGCUUGUGUUUGACUGGAAAUAAUUCAGUGAAAGGCCAUAUGGAAUCAUCAGGCUGUAUGAAGGAUUCACAUGGAAAUGACCACUCACUCUAUGUAGCUUUGUUUAUUUGUGCCCAAAUCCUCAUUGGAAUGGGCUCCACACCUAUCUAUACUCUAGGACCAACCUACUUGGAUGAUAAUGUCAAGAAAGAAAACUCAUCACUCUAUCUAGCCAUCAUGUAUGUAAUGGGAGCUCUUGGUCCUGCAGCAGGAUAUUUAUUAGGAGGAGUCCUUAUUGGGUUUUAUGUACAUCCUACAAUUACUAUUCAUAUUGACCAGAGUGACCCACGGUUCAUUGGUAACUGGUGGAGUGGAUUCCUCCUUUGUGCUAGUGUGAUGCUUCUUGUUAUACUUCCAAUGUUUGCUUUUCCCAAAAAGCUCCCGCCUCGACACAAGAAGAAGAAAAAAAAGAUACACUCUGAUGGUGGUUCAGGUGGUGAUGAUAUUGUGAAAGCGAAAGUAGAUAGCAAAAGUCAGCUAGAGCCAGAAAUUCCUGCAUCAAUGGGUUUUGGAAAGAAUGUUAAAGAACUUCCAAGAGCAGCUUUCAGGAUCUUAAGCAACAUGACAUUCCUUUUUGUGAGUCUGUCAUACACAGCUGAAUGUGCCAUUGUUACUGCUUUUAUUACCUUUAUUCCCAAGUUCAUUGAGUCACAGUUUGGCAUCCCAGCUUCCAAGGCCAGCAUCUACACUGGUGUGAUUAUUGUUCCAAGUGCUGGUGUUGGUAUUGUCUUAGGAGGAUACAUUAUAAAAAAGCUGAAACUCGGUGCAAGAGAAUCUGCAAAACUAGCAAUGAUCUGCAGUGGUGUAUCUCUGCUGUGCUUUUCAACACUCUUCAUAGUUGGAUGUGAAAGUAUUAAUCUAGGAGGUAUAAAUAUACCAUAUACCACAGGACCUACUCUCACCAUGACACAUAGGAAUCUGACUGGAAGCUGUAAUGUUAAUUGUGGCUGCAAAAUCCAUGAAUACAAACCUGUGUGUGGAUCAGAUGGGAUCACAUAUUUUAACCCUUGUCUUGCUGGUUGCAUUAGUAGUGGAAAUUAUAGCACAGGAAUAAGAAAUUAUACAGAUUGUGCCUGUGUCCAAAGCCGACAAGUUAUCACACCACCUACAGUUGGACAACGUAGCCAGCUAAGAGUGGUGAUCGUCAAAACAUAUCUCAAUGAGAAUGGCUAUGCUGUGUCAGGAAAGUGUGAUAGAACCUGCAACACACUCAUCCCUUUCCUCAUUUUUCUCUUCAUAGUAACACUUAUCACAGCAUGUGCCCAGCCCUCAGCAAUCAUAGUAACUCUCAGGUCUGUGGAAGAUGGUGAGAGGCCUUUUGCUCUUGGCAUGCAAUUUGUUUUAUUAAGAACUCUUGCAUACAUUCCUACCCCAAUUUAUUUUGGUGCGGUCAUUGACACUACCUGCAUGCUGUGGCAACAGGAGUGUGGUGUGCAAGGCUCAUGUUGGGAAUACGAUGUGACGUCCUUUCGUUUUGUGUACUUUGGUCUGGCAGCUGGUCUCAAAUUUGUUGGCUUCCUAUUCAUUUUCCUUGCCUGGUACACCAUUAAGUAUAAAGAAAAGAAGAAGCAAAGGCGGAUAUGGGAGGAUGCUUCUGUCAGCACUGUGAGCGAACUGGUGGGUAACAAAGGAGCUCAACAAAACUAUGCAAGGACUAGAUCCUGCCCCAGUUUUAGCUGCCAAGGUGGCCAUGCUGACGAUGUCAAUCUAACAAGAGUGAAUUACACAGCACAAACCUAUCCUGGCCCCCUUACAGCAGGAGCAAUAAAUGUGUCAGUUGAGAAGGCUUCACAAGAAGUCACUCCUGAAAUAGAGGGUCCCUUUCAGUAACUUCAAAUUUUGAUUUAUUUGUACAUAGUAAGUAUGGGGCCUUUUGAAACACCUGUGCCUUCUUUUUCCUAAUGAGAUUUGCCACUGAUAAUAAACCAACAGAGCUUAAUGCAUAGAGCCAUGGCAUAUCUGAGGGCUAGAUACCUCCAAACAACGUAGGUAACUCUUUCUUCUUUUGGGGAAGUAGAAUGUUAAAAGUAGGUGUGUAAGUCCUUUGACUAUGUCUAUUCAAGUUGCAUGUU